AAUAUUGUCUACACACAUUGAACUCUCUCUCUCUUCCUUUAUAAUGUAUCUUCGGGCAAAAUAACAAAACUGUGGGGUGAACACGCGGAGUCAGUGAAGUGUGUCCUGAAAAUAAAGGAAUUCUUAUCACCAUGCGCUUCCUCAAACUGACGAUACUUUUUACUUCAGUCCUCCUGCUUGUUGAAGCAAAGGAUGAGACGAAGAAUCGAGGUAAGAGACAAUUCCAUCCCAGAAGAGGAGCUCGCCCACCACCUUAUGCUGUACAAAUGGAACCAAUUGUUCAAUAUUCACAACGUGAUCCUCUUUAUAAUUCUCUAGCGAUUGCAAAAAGUGACGAGGGUUUUUACGACAUUCCACAAAGUUAUUAUCCUUCCGAACCUGAACCAAUUAUUGAAAUAAUCAUUAAAGAAUCUAAUGAAACUUUACCAACUCCAGUUCCUCCUCCACAACCACCGGCUCCAAGGCCCACAAAAGAGCCAAUUCAAGUAUUUUACGUUAAAUAUGAAAAAAAGAAGAAUCAUGGUGAUGGUAAAUCCCAAGUUGUUUACGAUGCGCCAAUUCCAGCUCUCACACCAGUUGAAGAACAUGAAAAAAUUGAAGAACCAAUUCCUCAUCAGGAGACAGUUUUGGAACCAAUAACGCCAGCACCAUCAGAACCUUCAACAACUUUGAGGGCAAUCAUUCGACCAGACAGUGAAUCAUAUCAUGCUCCAGGUAGCAGUGGACUACGUGUUACCUUUGGUACUGAUCAAGUACCACCGAAUAAUCAUCACAAGAGAAGUGAUCAAGAACCACCUGUUCAACCAUUGAAUGUUCCUCCAACUCCACUUCCAACCUCUUCAAAAAAAUCCCACGGACCCUAUCAACCACUACAACCGAUUCCUCAUCGAGUUCAACCAGCUUUUCCUCAACAAAGAAUCGUUAAUUCUAUUCCCCCACAACAGUUACUACAAAAUCAACAAUUAAUUUCCAAUCAACAAACGAAUCAACGACUUUCACAAAAUUUCCCCCCUCAACAAUUUCAAAAUAGAAAUUCCCAACGAUUACCAAUAACAAUUCAAGGAUUACCUGAAUUUCAACAAAAAACACCAUUCAACGUUCCACAUCGUAUCAAUAAUAAUAAUCAUCAUCAACAUCAUCAUUCUCAACAAUCUUCAUUUUCAGGCCCAUUAGCGCCUCAUAAUUUUAAUCCAGAUCAUCAACAAAAUUACAAACAACAAGAGGAACAAAAGCAAAAAUACUACGAACAACGAAGACAUCAGGAACUAUUGAAACAACGUGAACAACAGCGAUUAGCCGAACAGCAACGAAUUUUAGAUCAACAGAGAAUCUUAGAACAACAGAGACAACAAGAGCAGCAAAAAAUCGAUCAACAACGACAACAGGAGCAACAAAAAUAUUUGGAACAUCAACGAUUACAGGAACAACGCAGAAAACAGGAACAAGAUCAAAAAUUAUUACAAGACUAUCGACAACAAAUUAAAUAUAAUCAACAAUUUCAAACUCCAUCACAAACUUCGGGUGAAAUUUUGAAAGCCGUACCAAAAUUAGAGCAACAUUUUGCAAUCAGGGAAAAUCCUCUUCAUCCUGGUCCUUUCCCUCCAAAUCCACAAAUACAAGAUUAUCAAGAUAAUAAUAGACAAAAUCAACAUUUAAAUCAAAAUAGUGGAUCUCAGCAAAAUCAUCAUUUUCAACAACAUCAUCAAUUAUAUCAGUCAUCCCAGAAUUUAAAUCACAAGCCUCCUCAACAGCAAAACCAGCAUUUUGUUCAAAAUUCACAAAAACGAAUUUCCCCUUCUUCGAAUCAAUCAAUUUGGGGAAGGCCCACUGUUCAAAAUUCAAAUCAAAAGAUUUAUGCAACUCCUGCCAGUCAAACAGAAGCACCAAAAUCAUUACCCCCGGUAGUUACGACAACUGAACGUACUACAACCACUACCACAACGACUACCACUUUAUCGCCAAAAAACGAGGCAAAAAUAAAAGAAAAUAUCGCAAAUCUUCCCGAUGAAGUGCCCGAUGAUAUUAGAGAACAAUUAUUAAGUUCUGGUAUUUUAGGCAAUGCCGAUAUACAAAUUCUCGAUUAUGAUAAAAUCGGUGGUAUUCCAAUAGAAAAUCUACCACCUGAAGCAUUGGAAAAUUUUUACAGUGCAGGUGGUGCUGCUGCAACAUCAGCAAGUGAACCAAUUCCCUCAAUUGCGAAAAGGCCUAAAACAGUAGAAGAAUAUCAACAAUCAAAAUUAAUAAAAACAGAAAUCGAACAAGCUACUUUAAAACCAGGUGGCGUUGAAAUGAAAGUAGUGCGCUUUGAUCCAAAUACAGCGCAAGGUCAAACAAUAGCCGGUCAGCAUAUUCGUCAAGAUGCAACUCACCUCAAUCCUGUAAUUGUGGGAACCAAGGACGAUCCUCAAUAUAAUCGUUAUUUACCCCUUAAAGUGAGCGGUGCUUCUUUUCCCAUUCCAGAUGUACCUGAAUUAAAAGGAAAAAAAAUUUCCAGCGUUGUUGUAUUAGCACCAGUUGAUUAUAAUUUUAAAGAUUCUUCUGAUUUAUCCGAUUUACGUAAAGGUAAAAAAUUAAACGACGUUCAAGCUAUCAAAUUCUUGGCUGGCGAAUCCUUAAAACAACUGGUGAAAAAACCGACUUCUGAAAAUUAUAAAAAAUGGUUGGAACAAGAACAAAAAACACCACCUCAAAGACAAUCAGUCGUUUUACUUGUCACAACAUCAAAAGACAUCUAUAGUGGACAAAAGGAAAUUUUCAUGUACGAUGUGAGUAGCCAAACGGUCAGUAAAUUAGCCGGGGAUUUAUCAACAGCUUUUGUAGACGCUGCCGAAAGCAAUUCUGAUAGCCCUGAUUCAACUGAUGACUCUUUUUCGAUAUAUUAGAAAAAAAUGAAAUUUUAUUUUUGAAAAAUGUUUUUUUUUUGUGCCAAUAUACAGAAAUUGACAAUGAAAUCGACAAAAAAAGUGAAAAAGUUACGAUUGUUAUUAAAUAUUCACGUUAUACAAUUAUAAUGUAGAUAAUUCUUUUAUUGUAUUAUUAUGUAUAUAAUAUAUCUUUAAUUUUUUACGCGAAAUAAAUUACAAGGUUUUUUAUA
Messenger RNA from Leptopilina boulardi, 3094 nucleotides. Its product is annotated as mastermind-like protein 3. The transcript is spliced from 3 exons. Lineage: Eukaryota; Metazoa; Arthropoda; Insecta; Hymenoptera; Figitidae. The record is from RefSeq and is a predicted model, not a curated record. Bases 132 to 2882 code for a protein of 916 amino acids.